This is a messenger RNA of Drosophila miranda, 3625 nucleotides long. RefSeq names its product meiotic recombination protein W68. The record is from RefSeq and is a predicted model, not a curated record. Gene Ontology annotation, biological process: meiotic DNA double-strand break processing; meiotic DNA double-strand break formation; DNA topological change. Gene Ontology annotation, molecular function: ATP binding; DNA topoisomerase type II (double strand cut, ATP-hydrolyzing) activity; DNA binding. Gene Ontology annotation, cellular component: nuclear chromosome. NCBI's taxonomy places the organism in Eukaryota, Metazoa, Arthropoda, Insecta, Diptera, Drosophilidae.
UUACAUAUGCACAUAUCUACUAUAUCUACAGACGUUUCUAUAUACUUGCUUACGUAUGUACGUCAGAUAUAUAUAUACAUGUAUGUACCAAUUUACAGCUGCGCCGAAAAAAAUAGCACCAGGGGACUAAUGUUUCUAUAUUGACGGAUUUAGCUUAAACAAUGGUUCUAAUGAACGUUGUUAAGACUAAUAUGUAAACUUUAAGGUAUAAUUUAUCGUAUCCCAGAGCACUGGUAUAAUUUGCAAACUCCAAAUGAAAAUAUUUGAAAAGAGAAGAAUUUUAUCAGAAAUUUUGGCACCAACAAAAAUAGCACCAAUUUAAAAAGAAAUCAAAAAACUAUAAAAUACAAGGAAACUUUCAAAAUUUUUUUGUAAAAUAUGGUUCUUUAGUUGUAUUUAAAGGUUGGCGUUUUGUUGUAAAGCCUUUGGCAGCAACAACAGCAGCUCAACAUAUUGGCAUUAAAGCUCACCUAAUUUUCGCAUCUUUUCCUUGGGAUAUUGAUCCACGAAUCAUGCAGGAUACCCCAAAGAUCUUUAUUGCUCUUUGGUUCCGCACUAGCAACAUAUUUUUUAAUCUGACCCAAAAUAUUAGCAAUGGGGCUCAAGUCUGGAGACUGAACAGGCCAAUCCAUUGCACUAAGAGAAUUGUGCUCGAACCACUUUCGAGCUCUCUUUCUAGAUCGUUUUGCGUCAUUUUCCUGCUGGAAAAUAUUGACAUAGACAAGUUGAUCCAUAAUGGGGUUGUGCCAUGUAUUGGGUCACCUGCCUAGUACGAAAAUCAUGCCCAUACGAUUUUUCUUGCUUUUCUAUGUCAAAUUAAUUUACAUGUGAGUCAGGGGGUUGUAUUCUGCAUUCGGUAGUCGUUUCACACAAGAACAAGACCCUUUUACACCAAAAAAUAAAUUUUGCCUUUAGUCGGACCACAGGAUGUUUCUCCAUUUUCUUUGGCCCAAAUUUAGAGCUCUUUUGCAUACCAAAAUUUUUUUGCCCUAUGCCUUCCCGUGAGAAGUGGAAUUUUCCUCGGACUACGAGUACCAAUUUUACAUUCUUGUAAACAAGAUCUAACUUUCCUGGUACUUGCCGAUUUUGUAAGAUCCUUGCUUUAGCUCUGUGGCCGACUUAAAUGGGUCCACCUUGCUCUCACGAACCAGUAGUUUUACCAGAAAUGGGAAUAUCGCGGCCUUUCUUCCACGUGUUUCUUGUUGGAAACAUAUUUCAAAGCAUUGCUAAUCAUUUCUUUUGAACAACCGACAAUUUGCCCCACCUUAGCACAGGUCCUGCCUUCUGAAAUGAAAGUUAUGAUCCUUUGGCUUUUUUCUUCACUUUAGUGCUUUCCAAGACCCAUAACUACUUAAAUUUUGUAACUUUCUUGUCACAAUCACCUAAAGCCACCGAUUUUUAAUUCAGUCAAGAACUUAAAAUAUCAAGAAGCUCAGAAAAGUAUAAGCUUUUACAUAAAACAGUUACUGGUGCUAUUUUUGUUGGUGCUCCAUUUCGCUCCUCUUUCGCAAAAUUGCCUAAUGUGAUAAGAACCGUUAGAAUUGAGAGAGUAAGUACACUUCUCUCAGAGAAGAGACACAUAAAGCUACAUGAUAUUAUAGUAAAGUCCAGUAAAUGUUGGACAGUAGUCUUGUUUUGAAGGAAUAAAGACGGUCGUCCCUACUGGUGCUAUUUUUUUCGGCGCCACUGUAUAUAGGGUGGGCGUGUGACGACCCGACCCGACCCGACCCCGUCCUGCUUAUCCCACAACCAUUGUUCCGGCUAUUGAAAAAAACCCGAAUUGAUGGGAUAAAUAAUUGAUUGACCCUUAAAUUCUCCGUAUUCAGAUACGGGGGCGUGGCCAGGAAAAAAAACACAGCUGUUGCGAUUGUAAAUCCAUUUACUUAUCCAAAAAAAAAACAAGUACCAUUUCCAAAAAGAAGAGACGAAAAGUCUGCAAAGAACAAGGAAAACCAGUUUUGAGCCAAGUUUAUCAAAGUUAACAUAUGAAUACAAGUGUAAACCAUCGAAAAAAGUUAUUAAUAUUAAGAUUAAACAAUAGUUUAAUGUAAAUAAGGAAAGUAAUUGAGUGCCAUCUUUGAAACAAUUUUGUGUAAGUUCCUUAGAUUUUAAUUCAUCUUUAAGCGAGGUAACAAGCAAGGUAACAAGAUAAUAUCUAAGAUUAAAGAUCCACCAUUGAGGAUAAGUUCAUUGAAAGCAGGAAAUGAGCGGCGAUGUUGAGGGGAUUGUGGUGCGACUUUUGGCCAGCCUGGUGCUCCACGGUGAUGCCACGUUCAUGGUACCCCGAAUGGGUCCGGUAUCGAGAGAUUCUGGGAACGGAAACGGAUAUCGCCGAGUGUCGUAAACCAAUCGACGGAGUCGCCAUCGCUUCUGUCUGGUGGUGUACAUCCUGGCCAAGAUUCACCGGCAGCAGGUGAACGGCGGCCCCGUUCGGGGGCUCUACUACUGCGAUCCCCAGCUGAUACGGACGCAGCGGCACAUUGCCGCAGCCAGACUGGACGUCUGUCAUAUGCUGAACACGUCGCCUACUCGCUUGGGGGUGCUCUCCGCCUCCAAGUGUCUAAUGGCAGGCGACAUACGUAUGCUCAUGACCAACGGAGAUGUCUUGGACUGCAGCGUAUAUAGCGGGGCUACCACAGACACCGAGAAGGUGGAACGCAUUGUCACCCAGGCGGACUUUGCGCUGGUCGUCGAAAAGGAGUCUGUCUUCGAGAGCCUGCUGGCACGCGAUCUGUUCGGCACCUUCGGUCGCCGCUGCAUCCUGGUGACCGGCAAGGGCUACCCGGACUGCAGCACGCGGCGCAUCGUUCACCGGCUAUCCACAGAGUGCCACUUGCCGGCCUACAUACUCGUCGACGCCGAUCAGUUCGGCAUUGAGAUAAUGCUCGUCUAUCGCCUCGGGUCGCAGUCCAUGAGCUUCACAUCGGGAGACCUCGCCACGCCUACGCUACGGUGGAUUGGCCUCCACCCCUCCGAGAUAACGGCCCUAUCCAGCGGUGCGGCUGCCCUUGGCAGUGGGGAUAACAAGAAAAUCGAUGACAUACUCGCCCGCGACUACAUUGGCCCUGGAGUGCGACAGGAGCUGCGUUCGCUGCAGCAGAUUCAGCAGAAGGCCGAAAUCGAGAGUGUCAUUGACUACCUGUCCACCGACUACAUUCCGAACAAAAUAAAUCGGAAUUUAUUUCUAUAGACUCCUCGAGAGACCUCUCUGGAAAACUCAAAAUCCAAAAUGAACAGUGUUUCAGUAAAAUGCAUUGAAAAUGUAUACCAAUAUUCUUUAAAAUUGUUAGAGGUCUGAAAGGCAAUGAAUAACUACAUUCAAACCAUACGAUUAUGAAUAUUGUUAUUAAUUUCUUCAUAUAUCUAUGACUUCAAUUACUGAACUUGUAGCUGUAUGUACUACUGAUUUAUUAGUUCAAUUCAAUAUUAAUUUUUGUAAAAACAAAUCUGGCUGACUUCCAAAGCAUAAAUUCAAAAUUGGCACAAACUUAAACGAAAACUCAAUGGUAACUCUGUAAAUAUCAAUAACCAACAGAAAUUUCCAAUACUUAGUAAAUGAAUAAUUCAUUUUCAAUAACAAAAACACUGUAAAAUAGUUUUAAAGAGUAAUUUCUUUAUAAAGAUA